Messenger RNA from Penicillium manginii, 1488 nucleotides. RefSeq lists its product as uncharacterized. Gene Ontology annotation, cellular component: Cdc73/Paf1 complex. NCBI's taxonomy places the organism in Eukaryota, Fungi, Ascomycota, Eurotiomycetes, Eurotiales, Aspergillaceae. Gene Ontology annotation, biological process: transcription elongation by RNA polymerase II. The record is from RefSeq and is a predicted model, not a curated record. The transcript is spliced from 2 exons. Gene Ontology annotation, molecular function: RNA polymerase II complex binding; chromatin binding. The coding region runs from base 1 to 1488 and encodes 495 amino acids.
AUGUCAAAGUCCAAGGACUCCCAGUCCUCUGGGAACUUUCACCAGGAGUACAUUGCAUCCCUGCGCUACCGCAAUGACCUCCCUCCGCCAGAUAUGCCCCCGAAGCUGCUCGACAUUCCGCAUGAAGGUCUCAGCCGCUUCGUGACGCCGGGCUUCGCUUCGAACUUGGCUCGGCGCGAAGAACCCAAUAUCGACGUUGAUGCAGAGGGUGGUAUGCCCAUUGACCUUGUCGGUAUUCCUGGCUUGCAUUUGGGCGAUGAGAGUGUCCGAGUCCAAGUUCGCUUUGAAGAUGAAAUCGCUAAUGGGAUGACAGCAAUCAUGGCCCCCGAGAACCCACAGACCAUCGAUACCGCUGACCUCCCGCUCCUGAUGACCCUCGAUCAACUGCGAAACCCGGCCCCGAAGAAUACAAAUGUCAGUUUCCUUCGACGCACUCAACAUAUCUCCGUGGACCGCGCCGCUGCGGCCACGGCCACUGGCGCCCCUGCUAGGCCGCAGGCACGCUCGAUGAAGAAGGGGAAAACAUCAGUGGACGACCCCAAACACGUCAAGAAGUACAUACAGAAGGGAUUCGACAUCGCACACCCCGAGAGCAAGCACACUGGCGAAGAUACUGAAAGCAGCAUCCGUGGUCUGCCUGCCACAAAGACAGAAAGCGAUGCGUGGGCCAAACCCGUUCACCCCGACAACCCGAAACUCAAGCCCGUCGGUUUCUUCCCAAUUCUCCCCGAUCUCCAAGGUUUCACCGACCCGGGCGGUUUCCUGCAAUUCAAGUUCGAUAAGGCGCCAAUUCCCACCGCAGGCGGUAGACGCGACAAGCGUCUCGACGUGGCUAUUCUUCGCCCAAUUGCACCCGAAGAACGUAUUUGCCAGGAACAUGCGUCUAAAGUGGCACUCCACAAAGCCGGUCCUGACCUGUACGCCGACCCCGGCGCCGUGCCGUGGGACUAUGAUCUACUUCUGCCGGAGAAGCGCGAGUCUGCGAAGAAUGUCCGCAUAAGCAUGAACCUGAACCACCCGAACCGCGAUGAUGAAGAGCUCUACACCAACGACGCACCGGACGGAAGCAAAUACCACCGCUACGACCGCGUCCGCACCUUCGCCACAAGCGGCCAGGUCAUCAACAACGACAAGCUGAGCGACAUCGCCAUCUCACUCAAUUCCGGCGACGGCACUGACAGGCAGCGCGCGGCGUUUUACUAUCCCAUCGUCGCAAAGACCCGUCUUAAGCCUGAGCGUGCCCGCACAAUUGCCCAGGCUGGUUUGGCUCCCGGCGCGUCCCAGGUCGAGGAGGAACGAGUCGAUCAGAUGCAGGUUACUAUUCGUGAUCCCGAUGAGUCAGAGGUGUACAAGCGUGCCAUGCACCGCGCCAAUAUUGACCCCAAGUUUGGGUCGACUCUUCCUCCUCCCCCCGAGCCUCCUGUUGAUGAGGCCGACGACGAACAGCCUGUCGAGGAUGACGAGGAUACCCGGAUGAGCGAUGAGUAG